Notolabrus celidotus (New Zealand spotty) is the source of this 1013-nucleotide messenger RNA. Its product is annotated as glutathione S-transferase-like. Gene Ontology annotation, molecular function: glutathione transferase activity. Lineage: Eukaryota; Metazoa; Chordata; Actinopteri; Labriformes; Labridae. Gene Ontology annotation, biological process: glutathione metabolic process. The transcript is spliced from 7 exons. The record is from RefSeq and is a predicted model, not a curated record. The coding region runs from base 147 to 818 and encodes 223 amino acids.
CCCUCCUCAGCCUUUUUUUUUCUCUCCUCUCAAACAUUAUAUAACGACUUCAACUCCAGUUUAUCUUCCUACUCCACCUUAAUUUUCACACGGAAGACGACUCUCUCUGCACCUUUUCAGAUUUACUUUGACGACAAGUUGCAAACAUGUCUGGAAAAGUUGUGCUUCACUACUUCAAUGGGAGAGGAAAAAUGGAGUCAAUCCGCUGGCUCCUGACAGUUGCAGAGGUUGAUUAUGAUGAGAUGCUUCUGACAAAACGUGAGCAGUAUCUAGAACUCUUGAGUGAUGGGUCUCUCAUGUUUCAGCAAGUUCCCAUGGUGGAAAUUGAUGGCAUGAAGCUUAUCCAGACAAAGGCCAUCCUGAAUUACAUUGCAGAAAAAUACAAUCUUCAUGGAAAAGAUAUAAAAGACCGCGUCAAGGUCAACAUGUACUCAGAGGGACUGACUGAUCUGAUGGAAAUGAUCAUGGUGUUGCCCUUCAUCCCAGAUCCCAAACCCAAACUGGAAAACAUUGAAACUAAAUCAAAAGAGCGCUACCUUCCUGUGUUUGAAAAGGCAUUGGCUGAUACUGUUUACCUGGUGGGAGGUAAGCUCAGCAUGGCAGAUGUGCUGCUUCUUGAAUGCACCCUGAUGUUGGAGGAGAAGUUUACUGGGAUCCUGGCUGAUUUCCCCAACGUCAAGUCGUUCCAGGGCAGGAUGAUGCGGAUUCCCGCCAUCGACAGGUUCAUUAAACCAGGCAGCAAGAGGAAGCCGCAGCCAGAUGAACACUACACAAAGACCGUUAUGGAGGUGUUUGAUGUAAAAAAACUGUCCUUUUAAAAGACCUGGAACAUCCCUCUCACAGGCGACAUGAAGCUAUAAUUAGCAAUCAUAGCCUGUUCUACUCAUGCAUCUGUAUACUGAGAUGAAUAAUGCAUCAUUCUAAUUAGUAUGAAAAUAAUCAGAAUAUGUUAAGCUCCAUUGGCUGAAUUGGUGUCCCAUUUCUAAUAAAUAAAUUGUCUAUUUUUGAAGAAA